This is a messenger RNA of Parnassius apollo (apollo), 414 nucleotides long. Lineage: Eukaryota; Metazoa; Arthropoda; Insecta; Lepidoptera; Papilionidae. The record is from the annotation of a GenBank genome assembly.
AUGCACAAAUUAAAAUCUAAUCCAGUUUUGAAAGAUGCAGACUUUACCGACGCCCUCGAAGAUUCGGACUUGGAUAUUUUAUCAGACGACGAUGACGGUGAACAGUCAGAAGAGACACCUCCUGUGAGAGAGACUAGUCUAAGUGAUUCUGAUUUAGGUUCUUUUUCAGAAUCUGUAAGCGAAUCUCGGCCGUUAUUAGAAAUUUCUACUUCAUCAUCAUUCUGUCAAGGGUGUUAUACUACUAGAGGCGGAGCUAGAACACGAGGAAGUCGUUCAAGACAAGGCAGGAGUGAAGAACAAGAGGAGAACGAAGUGUUAGUACUCGCAAUUCUAAUGCGCAUUCAACGGACAAUAAUUGAAAUGGAGAUUUUUCUCCUUUGGAGCGGCCACUGUUCCAACCAGGAUAUAUUUUAG